Molecule: messenger RNA, 1048 nt
Organism: Octopus sinensis (East Asian common octopus)
Lineage: Eukaryota; Metazoa; Mollusca; Cephalopoda; Octopoda; Octopodidae
Product: monocarboxylate transporter 9-like
Exons: 7
Coding region: 127-1020 (297 amino acids)
Biological process (GO): transmembrane transport; monocarboxylic acid transport
Molecular function (GO): monocarboxylic acid transmembrane transporter activity
Source: RefSeq, a predicted model, not a curated record
GUUAGUUUUCAGCUGAAAACACUCCAUGUCUCUGUAUAGAAUCAUUUUACCUAAAAGUCCGUCUACAAAAUAAUCCAUUUAAUUCCUUCUCUUGUGAAAACCUUAAACCAAACAGAUGUCCCUUUGAUGGGAGAAACCGUUCAACGAGACCUGGUGGCAAACCACGAGGAAAGCUCUCCAAAGACCGAUUCCAAACAUGUGGCACUGCCAGAAUCGACCACGACACCGGAUGCCGUGUUCGUCAUAGAAGAGGCGGUUCCGCCGAUGGAAGCAGAAGUGGAAGAAACAACAAUAGUUCCAGAUGGAGGUUGGGGUUGGAUUGUGAGCGUGGCAGCCAUGUGUUGUAGUUUCAUCGUCUUUGUAAUUAAGGGGUCAUCAGGGCUGUUUCUCAUCGCCCUAAUUAAUAAAUUUGAUGAACCCGUAUGGAAGUUAACUUUGGUUGGGAGCAUUCUCAAUGGACUCUCCCUUCUUUCAGCUCCGAUUUGCAGUAUGUUAUUGAUCUAUUUUUGUCAUCGGAAUGUGGCCAUCAGCGCAGGACUUAUUGGAUUUACAGGAGCCAUUUUGGGGGCAUUUUCCACAAGUAGCGACAUGAUGAUAACCUGCUAUGGAAUACUGGGAGGUCUGGCCCUGGGGUUCGGGUAUUUCACCGGCCAAAUCAUGGUAACUCUAUACUUCAGCAAGAAAAGAGCAACAGCUUUGAGUAUCGCCAGCUGUGGAACUGGUUUGGGUACCUGUAUUGGUAACAUAAUGGUCGAGGAACUUCUACAGACAUACGGCUUGGCAGGAACUUUGUUAAUGAUUGCUGGAAUGAUGUUUAAUAUGGUGGUGUGUGGGGCUCUUUACAGACCGCUGCGAACCAAAACGACGUUACGACAUAACCCAGAAUAUACAACAACAACCAGCGACUGGGAUAGCACUGGACAGGGUAUAACUAACCAAGCGUUUUGGAACUCUGAAAGUUCACUGGAUGUCCAUGGCUUUGGGCUUUAUUUUGUAGCAAAACCACAAUACAGACGCUAGAGUGCAAAGAAAAAUAUCAGAAAUAAAG